UCAGAUACUGGUUGCUUAACAACGCUGCCUCCAAUAACAGGGGCGUUUGGUUUGAAGCUACCGGAGGAAUAGACUUUAAAAAAACACAAUCAGCAGCAGCAGCAGCAGACUGAGUCUACCUUACUGUCCGGACAUCUCUGCUGGACUGCGUUCACAUCAUAAACAGGGCUCAGUUCCAGUGGGAGGCUCUGAUCCACCGCCUGACUGUUAAUCCACCUCCCCGGUUGAUAACUCCUGACCCCGUGUCCUCGUGUCCUGAUGUGUCGGUGAAAUGGGAGAGUGGUGGACAACUGUGCCAAUAGGGACAUCCAUGGGAAACUAUGACAUCUCCAGCAUAUCACAUGUGACAAUGUCCCCCUUGAGACAGAACAACCUUGUGUCAAUGUACUCCUCUUUGCCCCUGUCCAAAAGCUCCUACAAUGUGAUAAGUGCCUUUUGCACAGAGGAUAAUAUACCUCAGUGCAUUUCAUACAUGAAUCAGGAGCUCUCCUCACUGGGCCUCUCUUCCACAUGUAUCGAGGCCAGCUCACCGGGGGGAGCCGGCCUGAGCACAGUGCCAGCUCUGAAUGCCAUGUACGAGCUGCUCCAGAUUCAUCGACGCAAUAUGUGCACGUUAGAGGAGCUCGAGAAAGAACAGCUGAAGAAGUCCAGCUCCAUGGAACACAUGCAGAUGAACAAUUCCAGACUCAAGGAUCAGUUGGAACUGUCCAUAAGGGAAAAAUCGGGUCUACAUGAGACUGAGAGGCAGCUGCAACUCAAAAUUAAGACUUUGCAGAGCUGCUUGAAAACAGAAAAAGAGGAGGUUCAGAAGCUCCAGAGCAUCAUUUCCAGCCGUGCCUCUCAGUACAGUCAUGAUGCAAAGAGAAAAGAGAGAGAAACUGCAAAGCUCAAGGAGCGCCUUGGCCAGCUACUGGUAGAUAGAAAGGAUAAGAAACUAGCAAUUGAUGUGCUGAAUUGCUUGGGGAGGUCAGAUGGAAAAAGGGGCCACUGGAAGACUGCAAAAGCGACAGCCAGCCACGAGGGUGAGAUGUACAAGUCCUUGCUCAGUGACUAUGAGGCGAGUCAGAGGGCCUUGAUGCUGGAGAACGCUGAGCUUAAGAAAGUCCUCCAGCAGAUGAAGAAGGAGAUGAUGCACAUCCUGAGUCCACGCCAGCUUUCUAGCAGAGGAGCCACCGCUGAUGACAGUCAGGACCAGGCUGAUUCCGAUGGGGAGGAGAAGGCAGGCGACUCCAGCAGGGAAACUCUGGACCAAUCCUGUGAGCAUGCCAGGGAGCAACUCACCAACAGCAUCCGCCAGCAGUGGAGGAAACUGAGGAACCACAUGGAGAAAUUGGACAGUCAGGCCUCACAAGUGCAGAAUCAGCUGGAAACCACCAAGGAGGUGAUACUAAGGGAGACUCACGAGGAUGAGAUGGAGCGGAUGAGGCGUGAAGUGCAGCAGUGCAAAGAGUUCAUUCACGCACAGCAGCAACUCCUUCAGCAACAACUCAACACAUCAUUUGAUGAUGAGACAGCAGCUCUUCUUAAUGACUGCUACACACUGGAGGAGAAGGAGCGUCUCAAAGAGGAAUGGAGGCUCUUUGAGGAGCAGAAGAGAAACUUUGAGAGGGAGAGAAAGAACUUCACAGAGGCUGCUAUUCGCCUGGGGCGAGAGAAAAAGGCCUUUCAGGAGGACCGUGCUUCUUGGCUGAAGAAUCAAUUUUUGAACAUGACUCCCUUUACAGACCGUAGGAGAUGUUCCUCGUCAGAUGGUCAAAGUGCCUUAUCAAUCAGAAGUGAGCCAGAGAUGAGGAUAUCUUCCACAAACGCUCAGCUGGCUAAAUCGUCAACCUACGCUACGUUCUCCACUCCUAAACCUACACAAAGUGCUGCUGUGCCAUCCACAACUGAACUGUACCGCACACUCCGACUCAUACCAGACGGCAGUUCCUCCAGACAUUCAAAUCGAGGAUGCUGGCAAGAGUCCAGCACCAUUGAAGAUGCAGAUACACGCUUCAAGUCAAGAAGCAGAGUUCGUUGUGGAGACUUGAGUAUCUUCUCUUUGGGUGAAGACGAGAACAGCCUCACUUGAAGAACUUCCAGUGCCUUAUUUGUGUGAUUAUUUGCUGUGGACUUUAUCAUCCAUUCGUGGCUGCAUUACAUCACAACUGAUACACACUACUACACUUCUUAUGUUGCUUUAAGGAUCAUUCACCAAAGCUGAUCAAAGAUAAAAGCACUUUAAUGAUUCUGCCAUUGUUCAUUUCUUUUCUGUACAAUCAACACUGACAAAUCAGAUUGUAAGCUAUAUUCAAGGGAAGGUAUCUACCAAGUAUUGAUUUGGACAUAUUGGAGUUGGAGAAAUCUUUUUUUUAUAUAUAUAUAUUAAACGCUUAAGUUUGAGUUAAAACUUGUUCAUGUUUACAUAUUUUAAAUGUAUAAAUUAUGAGGUAUGAUUUUAACAGAAGCAUAUUGACAUUAGAUUAAUAAUGAUCGACUCUGCUGGUGUAAACAGCACAAUAAAGACAUUUUUAAUUUUAAAAAA
Molecule: messenger RNA, 2524 nt
Organism: Morone saxatilis (striped sea-bass)
Lineage: Eukaryota; Metazoa; Chordata; Actinopteri; Moronidae
Gene: ssx2ipa
Product: synovial sarcoma, X breakpoint 2 interacting protein a
Exons: 14
Coding region: 272-2071 (599 amino acids)
Source: RefSeq, a predicted model, not a curated record